AUGGAAAAUCCCACAGUUCUUUCCACGAGCAGCAUUGGAAGAAGAAGCAGUGAAACUAAUUCGCCGGAAUUCGAGUUUUGGAUGGUCAGAAACCCCUCUUGUCCCCAAACCUUCCUUCAUUCUGCCGACGAAUUGUUUUCUGGCGGUGUUCUUGUUCCUCUUAAGUUACUCAAUGCCCGCAACUCCGACGAACCUCCUGAUAAAGACGCAUCCCUUGACUCUGUCAGUAUAGCCACCGUCGUUAACACCGUUUCUGGACCUGCGUCCGAGUCGACAUCGAUGUUAACAGCGUCGAAACGAUGGAAAGACAUUUUCAAGAAAAACCCAGAGAAUAAAGAGAAAGAUAAGAAAAAGAAAGGUGUUUCCGGCUUCGGAGGUGGUGGCGGGAUGAGCAUGGCGGAGCUGAAUAUAAAUCUAUGGCCUUUUUCAAGGAGUAAAUCAGCUGGGAACGGCGGGAAUAGGCCACGGCCACGGCCACCAAUCGCUGGCACCCGGAAAGUCAGUAGUGCGCCGUGCUCGAGGAGCAACUCCGCCGGAGAGUCGAAGUCUAGGAAGUGGCCAAACAGCCCAAUCCGUGGUGGGGUUCAUGUAGGUAGGAGCAGCCCAGUUUGGCAAUUUAACAGAGUCGGAUCUGGUCGGAGUUUACACGACAACGUGGUCAGGAAUGCUGCUGAGAAGGUUGUUCUCAAAAAGGAAAAACCCGACACUCGUCGGAGCAAAAAAUCUACAACCGGCGGAGAUGCGACGGCUGCCGUGUCCGGCGUCGGAGGAAAGGGUAUGGUGUUGAAUCUUAACGUCCAGACAUGUAUCGGUUACCGCCACCAUUUCAGUUGUCGCAGCGACGAAAUUCAAGUAGAAAAAACUCUGCGAUUUGCUGGGGGAAACACCGGUAUUGACACGCGCCGCCGUCGUUCAACCCGACGGUGA
Messenger RNA from Lactuca virosa, 927 nucleotides. The record is from the annotation of a GenBank genome assembly. NCBI's taxonomy places the organism in Eukaryota, Viridiplantae, Streptophyta, Magnoliopsida, Asterales, Asteraceae.